UCCAGGAGUUAGGAGUGAGAGCCUGCAGUCUGCACGGCCCGAUCUCCAGUUCCGCCGGGUCCCCCCCACCCGCCCCACCGACUGGUGCGCAGCAUGCCGGGCCCCCGCCUGCUGGCCGCGCUUUGCGGCGCGCUGCUCUGCGCCUCCGGCGUCUCCGCGGGCUCCGGUGACUUCUGUGACUCCCUCGAGUGCCUGAACGGCGGGACCUGCCUGUCGGGCCAGGACGAGCUCCCCUUCUAUUGCCUCUGCCCCGAAGGCUUUACGGGGCCCAUUUGCAACGAGACUGAGAAAGGUCCCUGUUUCCCAAACCCCUGCCGCAAUGGUGCCGAAUGCCAGGCGCUUGGGGAGGAGGAACACCGAGGCGAUGUCUUCAAACAGUACAUCUGCGAGUGCCCGCAAGGCUACUCGGGCAUCCACUGUGAGAGCAGGUGCGCCAUGCCGCUGGGCAUGGAGACGGGGGCCAUCGCCGACCGGCAGAUCUCCGCCUCGUCCGUGCACUUGGGCUUCAUGGCUCUGCAGCGCUGGGGCCCGGAGCUGGCCCGCCUGCAUCGCUCGGGCAUCGUCAACGCCUGGACAGCCAGCAACUACGACAGGAAGCCCUGGAUCCAGGUGAACCUGCUGCGGAGGAUGCAGGUGACGGGCGUGGUGACGCAGGGCGCCAGCCGCGCGGGCAGAGCCGAGUACGUGAAGAUGUUCAAGGUGGCGUACAGCCUCGACGGGAAAAAGUUCAAGUUCAUCCAGGAAGAGGGGGACUCGGGAGACAAGAUUUUUACGGGGAACGUGGACAACAGUGGCCUGAAGGUCAACAUGUUUGACGUCCCUCAAGAGCUGCAGUACGUGAGGCUGAUGCCCGUGGGCUGCCAUCGGGGCUGCACCCUGCGCUUUGAGCUCCUCGGCUGUGAGUUGAAUGCAGGAUGUGAUGAACCCCUGGGCAUGAAGGACAGAGUCAUCCCCGACCAGCAGAUCACGGCCUCCAGCAUCUACAAGACCUGGGGCCUGAGCUCCUUCAGCUGGUAUCCCCACUACGCGCGGCUGGACCAGCAGGGCAAGUUCAACGCCUGGACCGCGGAGAAAAACUCUGCCUCCGAGUGGCUGCAGAUUGACCUUGGCUCUCAGAAGCAAGUGGCCGGCAUCAUCACGCAGGGCGCCCGAGACUUCGGCAGCAUCCAGUACGUGGCGGCCUACAAGGUGGCCCACAGCAACGAUGGCCUGAGAUGGACCGAGUAUAAGGACCCGGGGGCCGAGGGCGGCAAGAUUUUCCCAGGCAACUGUGACAACAAUUCCCACAAGAAGAACAUGUUCGAGGCGCCCUUUGUGGCUCGGUUCGUGCGCAUCCUGCCCGUAGCCUGGCACAACCGAAUCACCCUCCGGGUGGAGCUGCUGGGAUGCGCGUAGUAGGACCGGCGGACGGGACCGGACGGCCGUGGGGCCAACGCCCCAUCCCUGGUUCUCCUGACCUUCUGUGGUCCUGCCGCCUCCUCCACCCACCGCCCGCCUGAUUGUAGUGCCGUGGGGGGCGGGGGUGGGGGAGAUGUCAGCCCCCUCUCCUUCCCUCUGUCCUCCUCACACCUCACCUCCCACACACCCGCCCCACCUCCCACCCUCCCCC
Eptesicus fuscus (big brown bat) is the source of this 1609-nucleotide messenger RNA. RefSeq names its product milk fat globule EGF and factor V/VIII domain containing (gene MFGE8). The transcript has 9 exons. Lineage: Eukaryota; Metazoa; Chordata; Mammalia; Chiroptera; Vespertilionidae. The record is from RefSeq and is a predicted model, not a curated record. Bases 94 to 1395 code for a protein of 433 amino acids.